GCUAUGGCAGUACUGAUAGAUUAAUUGACAGCCUUACCAUCAUCGGCUUAUGCUGCGAGCUCAUAGCCCUUGCCAGGAAAAUAUGCUCCAUGAAUUAGCUGCUUGUUGAUCUAUCGCCCUCCCUCCAUCCUCAAAUCUCCACCCAUCCCCGAUAAGGCCAGAUAGUCGCUUGCCGCGCUCUGGAAGUCGGGCGAAACCACCCAACUCAUCCAUCUAGAGCUUCACAAACCCAAAAUGUCCCGUCAGAGCCGCAUCAUCACUUCACUGCUGGUGCUGGCAGGUACCAGCUCAAGCGCAUUGGCCAGCAAAAAGACAUUCAGUGUUCACGAUGAUCUCUUAGCCUUUCCCCAGUACCAAGUUCUCUUCCCCGAUGAAUAUAUUCUAGAGCCUCAGGCUCGAGAACUUCUCCAGAGCCACAGUAGUCCUUCCACGUUCGAGAAAUCUCAAGAUGGAAUCUCGGACCGCAAACGCCCGCAAGUCUACCUCGGAUUGCACAGCCAUGACUCCGAACAACAAGGUGAAACCUCCUCCGGCCUUGAUGCUGGAGACUAUACCUUGGAAGAAAUGAUACUUGGAGACCAGCGAUAUCUUUGCCAAAUCCCUCAAGUGCAGGUUGAUGAGCGGGCCAACGGGGUCGGGAAUGGGACCGCCGAAGCCGACGAGCAAAAGGAGCUGGCACGAGCUACAGACCGCGGCCUGGAGCUCCUUCGUGAGAUGGAAGGGAAGUGCAUGUAUUACAUGUCAGGGUGGUGGUCUUACUCGUUCUGCUACAAGGAAAAAGUCAAGCAGUUCCACGCUCUACCUUCGGGCAGCGGAGUGCCCAAUUACCCACCCAUGGAAGAUCCCACGACGCAGUCUUUUGUCUUGGGCCGAUUCCCGCUGAAUGGAGGGGACGGAGUUGAGGAGGAUGAUGAUGAUGAUGUUUCUCGUCAGGGCGAAUCGGGGCACAAGAAGGCGACCGCUAGUACUACGGAUCUGGCGGAACUCCAGACUAAAGGCGGGUCCCGCUAUCUCGUGCAGCGCCUCGACGGCGGCACGCGAUGUGAUCUGACGGGACGACGUCGGAAGAUCGAGGUCCAGUUCCACUGUCAUCCUCAGUCAACGGACCGGAUCGGUUGGAUCAAGGAAACGGCGACCUGCUCGUAUUUAAUGAUUAUCUACACGCCUCGCCUGUGUAACGACGUUGCAUUUCUCCCACCUCAACGGGAUGAUAUCCACGGGAUUGAGUGCCGGCAGAUUCUCACACCGGACCAGGUUUCUGAGUGGAAAACUCUACGGGAGGCUCUCAUCGCACAGGAAAACGCCGAGGAUGCUGGCUUGACGCCGGGACCCUAUCCGGUUGUAGGUGACAUUGAGGUGGGAGCGCAAAAACUGGUCGGGUCGGACGGCAAGAAGAUUGAGAAAGGGCGCGUUGCAUCGGCUGGCGAAGAAAAGGUGGAUGUCGUGGCCAAGCGCGAGAAUGGACAGGUGUAUCAGAGAACCGCAGAAGAGCUCGCGAAGUACGACAUUGACCCAGACAAAUUGGAGGAUCUCAAAAAGGGCGUGGACGAGAUGGCUGAGGGUAGGGACUGGAAGCUAGAAUUGAUCACAGUCAAUGGCGAGCGUCAAUUGAAUGUGAUCCUGGUAGAGCCUGAAGAGCAAGACGAGCCGCAGGUGGAAGAGGAUCAAGGGCCGACAGUGCGUCUGGUCUCUUUUGUUCCCAGCCAUGAACAGUAUAAGUUGGACAAGCCGGACAAUGAGGACGCAAGCUCAACCCCUGCCGCAUCGAAAGACAACGCCAAGGGACAGUCUGGAGAGUCCGAAAAGUCAGAGGAACGACUGCCAUCGGAGUCAGACGCGCCUGAAACAGGGAGUGAAGAGGUUUAUAAAGACGAGUUGUGAUUGUCCGAUUUUUUUUUUCAUUUUUUUCUAAAUUGUCGAGUUGAUCCCAGACCUGUCUGGUCUUUUGUUUUCUUGGCUUAUUUGUUGACCUCCCAGCAGCACCUACGUGCCGUUGCUGGGGUACAUUUCUACGCUCUAUAUCCAGAUUCUCUGCAUUGUUGAUAAUUAGCCUCGAAAAAGAAUAAUUCCAUCUGAG
Aspergillus saccharolyticus JOP 1030-1 is the source of this 2077-nucleotide messenger RNA. Its product is annotated as PRKCSH domain-containing protein. Gene Ontology annotation, biological process: retrograde protein transport, ER to cytosol; endoplasmic reticulum unfolded protein response. NCBI's taxonomy places the organism in Eukaryota, Fungi, Ascomycota, Eurotiomycetes, Eurotiales, Aspergillaceae. The record is from RefSeq and is a predicted model, not a curated record. The coding region runs from base 235 to 1881 and encodes 548 amino acids. The transcript has 2 exons. Gene Ontology annotation, cellular component: endoplasmic reticulum lumen.